AAUAUUUUUUAUUUCAGUUUUGUUACUUUACGAGAAAAUUUAAAACUUCAGAUAAAAUAUCAGGGUCAUAUUUACAGUGAGUGCCCCACCCUAGCAUCUGUGUCCCCCUAUUUUAUAACUCCAGAGAGUGAUGAUGGAGAAGGGAUUCAUCUGAUAGUUUGUGUACACGGUCUGGAUGGUAAUAGUGCUGACCUAAGACUAGUAAGAACCUAUGUUGAAAUGGCAUUGCCUGGUUACAGACUGGAAUUUCUCAUGUCCGAGAGAAAUCAGCAGGAUACAUUCAGUAAUUUUGAUGUAAUGACAGAUAGACUUGUAGAAGAAUUAUUAUCUUAUAUAGAUCUAUAUGGACUUCAAGCUUCUAAAAUUAGUUUUGUAGGUCAUUCUCUAGGUAAUAUAAUAAUUCGGUCAGCGUUGGCUAGGAAAGAGUUAGAACAUCUAUUACCUAGAAUGUAUACCUUUCUCUCUCUAUCUGGUCCACAUCUAGGUACAUUGUAUAAUACUAGUGGACUGGUCAAUAUGGGAAUGUGGUUUAUGCAGAAAUGGAAGAAAUCUGGAUCAUUACUGCAGCUAUCAUUAAAAGAUAACACUGAUCCUAGGAAAAGUUUUCUAUAUCAACUCAGUCAACGAUCAGUUUUACAUCAUUUCAAGAAUGUGGUGCUAGUAGGUUCCAAUCAGGAUAGAUAUGUUCCCUAUCAUUCAUCUAGAAUAGAAUAUUGUCGAGCUGCCCAGAGAGAUGCCAGUGUUAUGGGUAAGAUAUAUAAAGAAAUGGUAGAGAAUUUGUUACAGCCUAUAAUUGGUACACCUGACUGUAAAUUAAUACGUUAUGAUGUAUUCCAUGCCUUACCCAGUACAGCUAAUACCAUGAUUGGUAGAGCAGCUCAUAUUGCUGUCUUAGAUUCUGAAAUCUUUAUAGAGAAAUUCCUCACAGUGGCUGGUUUGAAGUAUUUCAAAUAA
This is a messenger RNA of Lottia gigantea (owl limpet), 954 nucleotides long. RefSeq lists its product as hypothetical. The annotation marks the transcript as partial. The transcript is spliced from 8 exons. Lineage: Eukaryota; Metazoa; Mollusca; Gastropoda; Lottiidae. The record is from RefSeq and is a predicted model, not a curated record.